Alosa sapidissima (American shad) is the source of this 3709-nucleotide messenger RNA. RefSeq lists its product as uncharacterized. The transcript has 12 exons. Bases 1091 to 2629 code for a protein of 512 amino acids. NCBI's taxonomy places the organism in Eukaryota, Metazoa, Chordata, Actinopteri, Clupeiformes, Clupeidae. The record is from RefSeq and is a predicted model, not a curated record.
GUCAUUAAACGGUUAUGAGCCCUUUCAGAUUAACUGGGUUGGUUAGCAUCAGCUAAUCUAGGUUAACUUUAGCUAGCUCAGGACCAUAAUCGACGUCUCUGUAGGAUGCUAGAUCUAGCUAUAUUUACAGACUAUAAAGAACUUUGCUAUGAUGCUAUCGUGUUUGACUCAUAGCUGCCGACACUCCCGUUUUUUUACGUGUUUCGCCCAUAUUUCAUACCAAUCUCCCGCCCGUUUUGCCAUUUUUUUUCCAACCGGAAAGUGGCAAAACAGAUAGGAGCUAACUGGUGUUUUAGCUAUAAGUUAGCUAUGAGCUUCCCUCAUCCACACGUUAUUCACCAAUAUGCAAGCUCUAUAUUGGUUUAUGACAAAGCUUUGUUUAACAGUGUACAGUCACCCUAACAUUGACAUUUAAGUUAAUUAAACUGAUGACAUUUUAACGCGAUUGUUCAUCAGUGUACAGACAUCCCAAGUCUAAGGCGCUCCGGGAGUCUCUCAUAUCAGAUAGUGGCUCAUGGAUGCCACGAUCAUCAGUCCCAUAUAGUAUUUUUGUAUAAAUAGGCUAUCUUAACAGUUGACCUCUGUCUCUUUCAUCAUCAGAUAAUUUUUUCAUUGAAAUGAAAGCUUCUUGCAUUUCACCCCAAGUGUGCUUGUGCAUUGUGGGCCUAUGCCCAACAGCAUAUAAUGUACUGUGCUUGUCUCUAAGACAGCUGAUGUGGAUCCAGCUUCGCUGUCCACCUCGUCCAUUAUAUCGGGACACCUCGGCCGCCGUUAUCCCCUAACAUAUGCAUGCAUACUGCAUCUGGGCAUGUAAUUAUGACUGGACCGAUUAAUGAAUUUAAUGACUUUAGCUUAUACGGUAGAGUAUGGUAGAGGGCGGGCGGGUGGAGUGUUCCAUGAAAUGAGGUUCCACAGGUUGGGAUGUCUGCAUGUACAGUAUGAUGCUUCAUUACAGUGCACAAUGAGCACUUCCCACAUACUGGGAGAGUGUGUGAAUUUCAAAAGUUUAGGGCUCUCCCAAAUGGAGUAGCAUACCUGGUGCUGCACUUGCCAUGUUAAUAUUAACGCUGCCAUUUUUUGAUUACAGAGAAUGGUGGAGACGAUGGCCAACGCCCUUCUUAAUGCGUUGGCCAGACAGUUUCCUGGUAUGUACUCUGGGGGGCCUGUAAAGAGAGGGAAGGCUAGGUUUAACCCCCCCGACAGAUCCCCUAGAGUCAUAAAUCUGCCAGUGUUUGUCCUGCCUGGACCAACAACAAUGACCCCAAAGGGCUCCAGGGAGCUGGAGCUUGCCCACGCAGGCCUGGGGAAGAAGGUGGUCCUGGUGCCAGAAAGUGCCAGCCAUUCAGAGAUUGUCUCACUGAUGGAGGAGGAGUUUACUAAGCUGAGCCCUCUCAUGGGGAGGUGGAUGUUUUUUAAAGCCACAGGUGGCAGUGGCCAGAGGAAAUUGAGCAUCAUUCCAAUAGAUUCAGAGGGCUAUUCGGGCCGUCAGCUCCAUGUGGCAUCGAACAACGGGAAGAAUGUGUUGUUUUUGGUUCCUCUACAGGAGGAACUGGAGACUUCGCCCCUGCCCUUUAGUUCCCCUGAAUUUUCAAAAAUGCCGAAGGUGGCCUGCAAUAGUUGUUCGGAAAUCAUCCCUUUGCAGAUGUUGGCACUACACUCAGAGACCUGCCAGACAGCUCAGCAGCAAACGGACAACAUCAUUAUAGAUGACAAUGAUGAGGAGGAUGAUGAGGGUGAUGGUGAUGCAGAUGUGGACUGUACAAUGAGAAAAGGGGUUUGUCCUAUAUGCCAGCUACAAUUUCCAGCCACAGAGCUCCCACAUCACGCCAACAUUUGUGCAGAAAGGUCCUUCAAUACUGAGGAAGAUAUGGAACCAAACCUUCCAGGACCGUCAUCUUCAAACACAUCACUACCCCCUCCAUCAACACAAACAACAGAGGUGUGGAAAACUGCAGCCCCAUCUGAGGCUGUGCGCCUCUUCAUGGAGGAGCUGAGGAGAGGAGCAAACCACCUGCCACCUCUACGGCUGACUCUAAAUGCAGGGGACACUGAUGAAGAGCGGGAUGGCGCCCUAAUUUCCUUUUACAAACAACAACGUCAGACGUGCCAGUGGGCUGCUCAUUUCAGAUGCAACAUAUUAGGGGAUGCUGCAGUUGGUGUUGGGGUAAUGAGAAACACGCUAUCAACAGCCAUCUCGAAAUUGACAAAUGGCUUUAAGAACAUGGGAAAUGCAGGUGUGACUGCCAUCUUUGAAGGACAGAGAGAGCAUCUGGUACCAAACUUGUGUGCAGCACUCUUGGAGUGUGAUUUGUUUGCUAUGGCUGGAAGGGUGGUUGGUCACUCUGCCAUCCAUGGCGGUCCUUCCCUGUCAGGACUAAGUCCAGCAGUAGUAGAUGCCCUUUCACAUGGGACAAAGGAACUAGUAACAUCAAAACUCAGUCUGGAAGAUUGCCCAGAGAUUGAUGUGAGGGACACCAUCAGUCUACUGCUGAAAGAGGAAGGGACUGAAACGGAGUCUGUCAGAGUGGCAAGCCUAUGCACUGAAUGGUAUUUCCCAGUGCCAACUAAGGAUACCAACAGGCUCCUUCUUUUCCAGCAGCUGCUAUCUCAUGCACUAAGUGUUUUUUGACUUUAUGCUGGAGCAUGUGCUUUCAUUUCACAGAUUAGUACAGAAAUAACAAGCAAGUUCCUUUCUCUGUGCUUGCCUUGCACAGUCUGGCAGUAUUGAUUAAAGCUACAUACACUAUGCAAGCCUGUGAAUUUGUGACUCCAGAGCUCCCCCUAAAAAUAUAAAAAUAUAGCAACAAGAUUGUACAUUCUCACCAAUUCAUGUGGAUUACUCUUCAGACCAAAGCAUACAAACCAGCAAUGAUUAUUUUUGUGGAGUUACGUUGACUAAUAAGGUAAUAAACGCAUAAAUUCAGCUUCAUUCUGGUUUUGGUUUUGUUUUGCGCGAUGUGCGCGACCUGACUCAUAGACAUUGCAUAGCGCGGUAAAGCCGCUAGGAAGGUAUUGGGGGCGGCGAAAUAUCCUUCAUUCGCCCCGGAAUUAACUAUUUAACCAUCAAAGUGACUACGACGCUGAUAUAUUAACCUAAAAACAUGGCAUAGUGUAGCUUUAAGAUUGGAUAGUGUACACUGGACAAUGCAAGCACAGACCAAAAAAUGCCUUGUAUCAUUUUUACAGUAUGUACUGUAUGUGUAAGGGGCAUUGACAGUGAGCAUUGACAGUGAUGACAGUGAGGACGAGAUGCCAACAGCGAAUACCAGUAUCAUCUCGGGGUACUUUCGAACCUUUGUCAAAGAAGCAUCUUCAGACGUCCUGAAAGACCUGUUGAAGUUUUGGACUGGGUGGGAAUUGCCUGCCAAGUGGCUAACAUUAGAAGUUGUGAGAUCCCGCGGAUAUCAUCAUCUGCCAACUUCAAGUACGUGCUAUGAGCGACUGAGAAUUCCAAAUCACUAUAAGAGUGGCACUGAAUUAAGAUCAGACCUCCAUGCAUGCCUUCAGUCAGUUGAGACAGGUUUUGGCCUGAUAUGAAAUGUGAAGAAAUAACAUCCUCUAACAUUGUUUUAUUGUUGGUGUUGUUAUUGUUAUUCAAUGAAAUAUUAAAAUAAAUGUUAUAUUUUAUCAGUAAUUGUUUUUAUUGUAAUUCUAUUGAUGUUUUACUUACUGAGAGGAAAUAAUUUGGUUUGGAUUAAUACGUUUGUUC